Molecule: messenger RNA, 1521 nt
Organism: Striga asiatica
Lineage: Eukaryota; Viridiplantae; Streptophyta; Magnoliopsida; Lamiales; Orobanchaceae
Source: the annotation of a GenBank genome assembly
CCAAAGCCUAGUAAAAUUCGCCCCCAAAAUCUUUUCUUCUCAGUCACAGAACAGUUUUCACGCCGCAAAAUAUCGAUCAGAACUCCAUCGUUCUCAAGCCCUUAAAUCCCAGUUUUCGAUUUCCCGCUGAAGACCUCGUCAGCGACGCACCAAUUAACAGCCGAGACCGAAAAUCCCCCGCCAUCGCCCUCCUCUCAGCGAAUCCCGCAACCCUUCAUAUUGAGAAGCACCGACGCACUCUGUUCGCACUAGGGAGGAGGAUGUCGAUCCCUUUUCAGCCAUGGCCGGCGAUUUCUCCAUUGCCGUUAUAAUCUAGGUUUAGUUGAUUUCAAAUAGCAAAGGAAGAUGACUCCAGUUUCAACUAAGCUGUAUACAGAUGAUGUGAGUCUCUUGAUGGUACUUAUUGAUACCAACCCAUUCUUUUGGAACUCGGUGAAAUCCACUCUCCCUUUCUCUAAGUUCCUCUCCCAUGUACUUGCAUUCUUGAAUUCAAUACUUUUGGUGAAUCAGCAAAACCAAGUGGUUGUGAUUGCAACUGGUUACAAUUACUGUGACUAUGUGUUUGAUUCAUCAGCCACACAGAGUCAAAACCUGCGUGCUGAGCAUUUGCUGCAGAAAUUGGAUGAAUUUGUUGAGAAAGAUGGGUCAAUAUGCCUUGAGGACUCGGUAGAUGGGCCUGGGUCCUCACUUCUAUCUGGAUCCCUCUCGAUGGCCUUAUGUUACAUUCAGAGGGUUUUUAGGUCAGGGCCGCUUCAUCCACAGCCUCGGAUACUAUGCUUACAUGGAUCUCCGGAUGGGCCUGGACAAUAUGUUGCAAUCAUGAAUUCAAUCUUCUCUGCUCAACGUUCAACGGUUCCUAUAGAUUCAUGUGUAAUCGGCCAUCAAAAUUCCGCUUUCUUGCAGCAGGCUUCUUACAUAACUGGCGGCGUGUAUGUGAAGCCUCAAGUGUUGGAUGGUCUAUUUCAACUGUUUUUGCGACUGAUUUGCAUUCUCGCGCCUUUUUACAACUUCCAAAGCAUGCAGGAGUUGACUUUCGUGCCUCAUGCUUCUGCCACAAAAACACAAUCGAUAUGGGCUUCAUAUGCUCGGUUUGUUUGUCUAUUUUCUGCAAGCAUCAAAAGAAAUGCUCAACUUGUGGGUCAGUGUUUGGUCAAGCCCAAGCCCAAGCCCAAGCCCAAGCUUCCUCGACACCCGAUCGAAAGAGGAAAAUGGCUAUGGAUGCUUAGAUUCGGUUUACUUAGUUUACCGUUUUGGAUUCCGAUGGUUUUGAUGCAUAAUUAUGCAAAUUAUCCCUCUAUGUUAGAAGGUUUUGCUAGUUGUUGUAGUUUGAUGGUUGUGAGUGAUGCGUAUUGUCAAUAAUUGUUGAGUUUAUUUUUCUAUCGACGGGAAAUGUGAGUGUUAAUUUAGUUCUCGGUCAAAUUUGUGCUAUAAAGCUCGUGAACACCAGAUAUAUGUUAGUCUAGGCGAAUCAUGCCCUAUCUUCAGACAACACAGGCUAAUCGCGUCCUAAACUCAUACAAC